AACAACUGUACUGUGAGGAAUGGCAUUGGGUCGCCUAGUUUUGAAGAAUUUGCAGGAGAAGAUUGCCUCUAAAUCUUCACAUUUACUCUCUCCAGAGAAUACCAAAUGGGGUUCUCAACUUCUAAGGCGUCUCUCCACCGCAGAGCCCACAGCUGCGGGUGCCGCAAAGUCUGAAGUAGCCGUUUCCGAUGCCGGCAAGAAGUCUAAGCUCUUCCCCAGAAGACGCCGCCGCGGUGGUCUCUGGACGCGUAACGAUCGCGAUUUUACCCCUAGUAUUUGGGAUUUGUUUCCCUCAGGAUUUGGAAAUGCGCUGUUUCAAGCAACAGAGAAUAUGAACAGGCUAUUCGACAGGCUGAGCCUCAUUAACCCGACACAGCUGAUGGGUAGGUACAAGGAGGACGACAAGUGCUACAAAAUCCGGUACGAUGUUCCAGGGCUGAGGAAAGAGGACCUGAAAAUCACGGCAGAAGAUGGGUAUCUGACGAUAAAGGGGGAACACAAGGAAGAGGAGGAAGGAGGAGACGAGGACGAUGAGUUGUGGUCUUCUAGAAGGUAUGGGUUCUAUGACGCAAGCGUGAUGCUCCCUGAUGACGCCAAGGCUGAUGAGAUCAAAGCCGAGAUGAAAAAUGGCGUUCUCACUAUUACCAUUCCAAGAACUGAGCAGCCAAAGAAAAAUGUCAAGGAAAUUCAAGUGAUGUAGUGAAUUUGAAUCUGUGCGUUGUUUAAUUAUAUAUGUAUGUGAUGUGUCCCUUGGAGAGAUGUAUGUAACGAUGAAAUAAUUAAAUAAGCAGCUUGUAAACCUGUGUUACAUAAUCAUGCACAAAAGUUAUAUGAGAUUCUGUAUCUCAUCUAUCUUUUGUCUUAUAGUUCUUAUAUAAGGCUGUUUGAAUCGUUGCAUGCAA
Messenger RNA from Ipomoea triloba (trilobed morning glory), 902 nucleotides. RefSeq names its product 26.5 kDa heat shock protein, mitochondrial. Gene Ontology annotation, biological process: response to heat. The record is from RefSeq and is a predicted model, not a curated record. The transcript is spliced from 2 exons. NCBI's taxonomy places the organism in Eukaryota, Viridiplantae, Streptophyta, Magnoliopsida, Solanales, Convolvulaceae. Bases 20 to 700 code for a protein of 226 amino acids.